AUGGUAGAGAUGAAUAAAGUUAUGAAUUGUGUGGCCACAGAUAAAUUUCCUACCCCUUCCUUGAAUGAAAUUAGCUGGUCACGGAUUCAGAACAAGGGAAGAGAAAGUUCUUCAUCUUUGCACAACCUCCAAACAGCAACCCAAAAUAACUAUGUGUAUCUGUGCACUUUUGAAGGAGGAGAGAGAAAGAAAUUAUCCCAGAAGAUUCCUUCCUGCUUUGAAUUCUUCCAAGCCCAAUAUGACAUUCCACAGUCCCAAUAUGAAGAUCAGAAGUUCCAGUAUGAUGACCUGCAAUCCCAGUAUCAGGACCAGCAAUCCCAUUACGAAGACCAGCAGUAUGACCAAACGUAUGAUGACUACAUCUCUGUGCAGCAGCCACAAGACAUUUUUUCUACAGUAGCUCCUGUGAGCCCUGUGUCCACCUUCCCUCCAUUGAAAACAACUCUGGCUGUCAAGGCUGGAAACGCUGCUCACAAUGAGAGAGUGUGUAGCACAUGGGGCAACUUUCAUUUCAAGACCUUUGAUGGAGACAUCUAUCGUUUCCCCGGGCUCUGCAACUAUGUCUUUGCAUCCAACUGCAAAUCCAGCUAUGAAGACUUCAACAUCCAAAUAAGGCGCUCUGUGGUACACAAUACUACCGUUAUUGGUCAUGUGAUCAUGAAAAUUGAUGGAGUCACCAUUGAACUGACCGUAAACUCUGUUAUUGUCAAUGGCAAAUCUGAACAGUUGCCUUACAGCCAUUUAGGAAUCCUGAUUGAGAGGAGAUCAGGUUAUGUGUAUGUUGGUGCCAAGUUAAGCCUGAUAUUGAUGUGGAACCAAGAGGAUGGCCUUCUGCUGGAACUGAAUAAGAAAUAUGCUAAUCAAACUUGUGGUCUUUGUGGAGACUUCAAUGGAAUCCCAACAUACAAUGAAUUCAUUUCAAACAAUGUCAAGCUGGAUCCUGUGCAAUUUGGCAACAUGCAGAAAAUGGAUGGGCCCACGGAGCAAUGCGAAGAUCCUCUGCCAUUUUCCAGAAGCAACUGCAGCCAUGAAUUUAGUACUGUCUGUCAAAACAUAUUGACUGGUGAAGCAUUCAUCAGCUGCAAUGCACUAGUUGAUGUCCAUGAUUACAUUAAUGCUUGCAUUCAAGAUCUGUGCAACUGCGAUAAGUCUGUGCUCGAAGUCUGUGUUUGUGACACCUUUGCUGAAUACUCCAGGCAGUGUGCCCAUGCUGGUGGACAGCCACUUGAGUGGCGAACUCAAGAUCUGUGUGCCAAGUCAUGUCCUUUCAACAUGCAGCACCAAGAAUGUGGAUCUCCCUGCUCUGAUACUUGUACCAAUGCUGAAAGGUCCCAGCUCUGUGAAGAACACUGUAUGGACGGCUGCUUCUGUCCCCCAGGCACUGUGUUUGAUGACAUUAACAACUCUGGCUGCAUCCCAAAUAAGGACUGUUACUGUACUUACAACGGGGGUACCUAUGCUCCAGGAACUUCCUUUUCAACCCAGUGCACUUCAUGCACAUGCACGGGAGGCCAGUGGGCCUGUGUCAGCCUUUCCUGCCCUGGAAUGUGCUCGCUUGAAGGAGGUUCCCACAUCUCAACAUUUGAUGAAAGGCGCUAUUCUGUUUUUGGGGACUGCAGCUACAUCAUAACAAAGCUCUGUGAAAGCAAUUUCUUCACUGUUCUGGGAGAAAUUCGAAAGUGUGGGCUAACAGAUACGGAGACCUGCCUGAAAGGCAUCGCAGUCAGCAUAGCUGGAGGACAGACUGUAAUUGUGAUCAAGUCUACUGGAGCUGUGUACGUGAAUAUGAUCCUCACUCAACUGCCUUUCUCAGCAUCCAACAUCACCAUCUUCAGACCUUCAUCAUUCUUCAUAAUUAUAAACACAAAUAUGGGAAUCCAGUUAGAGAUCCAGCUUGUACCUCUCAUGCAACUUUUUGUGCACUUGAACCCAACCCACAAAGGGCAGACAUGUGGUCUCUGUGGAAACUUCAACAAUGUCCAGACAGAUGACUUCAAAGCCAUCAGUGGUGUGAUUGAAGGAACUGCAGCUGCUUUUGCCAAUACCUGGAAGACACAGGCGGAUUGCCCUAACAUCAGGAACAUAUUUGAGAACCCAUGUACUCUCAGCAUUGAAAAUGAAAAAUAUGCUUCCCACUGGUGUGGACUGUUGACAAGCAAAAAGGGGCCUUUCCAGAAGUGCCACUCUGUAGUAGAUCCAGCUGUUUACCACACGAACUGCAUGUUUGACACGUGCAACUGUGAAAGGAGUGAGGACUGCAUGUGUGCCGCACUCUCUUCCUAUGUCAGAGCCUGUGCUGCGAAAGGAGUGCUGCUGAGUGGAUGGAGGACCAGCGUUUGCACCAAAUAUCAAAUCUGUCCCAAGUCCCUGGUUUAUCGGUAUGUCAUCGAUUCCUGCCAAGCCACCUGCCGAGCUCUGAGUGAGCCAGAUGUCACCUGCAACAUCAAGUUUACACCUGUGGAUGGAUGCACCUGUGAGGAGGGGAUGUACAUGGAUGAAAAUGGCAAAUGUGUACCUGCUCCAAGCUGCUCUUGCUACUACAAAGGAUCUCCCUUACUACCUGGAGAAGUCGUUCAUGAAAAUGGCAUGAUGUGCACUUGCACAAAAGGAGAGCUACAGUGCAUUGGAGUAGUGAAGCCACAACCAGUGUGCAAAGCCCCCAUGGUAUACUUUGAUUGUGCCAAUGCAACAGUAGGUGCAACCGGAUCUGAAUGUCAGAAGAGCUGUCAGACACUUGACAUGGGAUGUUACAGCACAGAGUGUGUUUCUGGUUGCGUGUGUCCUGAUGAUCUGAUAUCUGAUGGCAAAGGUGGAUGUGUAACUUCUGACAAAUGUCCAUGCAUUCACAAUGAAGCCACAUACAGUCCAGGGGAAACCAUCAAGGUGAAAUGUAACACUUGUACGUGUAAGAACAGAAAGUGGGAGUGUUCCAAAGAGCCUUGCAUGGCAACUUGCGCAGUUUAUGGAGACAGCCAUUACAUCACUUUUGACGGCAAGCGCUACAGCUUCAGUGGAGAAUGUGAAUAUACUUUGGUCCAGGACCACUGUAGCAAGAACAGUACAAACACAGGAACAUUCAGAAUUAUUACAGAGAACGUCCCCUGUGGCACUACUGGAACCACCUGCUCAAAAGCCAUUAAAGUUUUCAUGGGAAAGUAUGAGCUAAUACUUACAGAUGAAAAAUUUGAAGUCAUACAGAGACUCCCUGGUAGAGGAGAAGUGCCAUUUAGGAUCCGAUACAUGGGCAUCUACAUGGUGAUUGACACAAGUGGAUUUGUCUUGAUGUGGGACAAGAAAACCAGUAUCUUUAUCAAAGUGAAUUCAGAAUUUAAGGGCCAGUUAUGUGGCCUCUGUGGAAACUAUGAUGGCAAUGACAUGAAUGACUUCACUACUCGGAGCCAAUCUGAAGUAGGAGAUGUGCUCGAAUUUGGUAACAGCUGGAAGGCAUCACCAACUUGCCCAGAUGUCCACAGCAGCAAGAAUCCUUGUGUUGCAAACCCAUACAGGAGUUCUUGGGCCCAAAAGCAGUGUAGUAUCAUUAACAGCAAAACAUUCGCAUUCUGUCACCCUCAGGUUGAACCAACUAAAUAUUAUGAAGCCUGCGUAUCCGAUGCCUGUGCUUGUGAUACUGGGGGAGACUGUGAAUGUUUCUGCACAGCUGUAGCUGCUUAUGCUCAGGCAUGCAAUGAGGCUGGCGUUUGCAUUUCUUGGAGAACUCCAUCUAUCUGUCCUCUGUUCUGUGACUACUACAAUCCCGAAGGGGAAUGUGAAUGGCACUACCAGCCUUGUGGCUCUUCUUGCAUGACAACUUGCAGAAAUCCAUAUGGAAAUUGCUCACAUGAGUUACAAGGCUUGGAAGGCUGCUAUCCAAAGUGUCCAGCCAAUAAGCCCUACUUUAAUGAAGAUGACAUGGAGUGUGUCCCUAUCGAAAAGUGUGGCUGCUUUGAUGACAAAGGAAACCAUUAUAAGCCAGGAGAAAAAAUGCCUUCAGAAAGGAACUGUCAAUUAUGCCAUUGCUCAAUGGACAGCAGAAAGGACUGUGUCUAUGAAGAGAAUGAGUGCUACUGUACCUAUGAAGGCAGGAUAUUCAAACCUGGAGACAGCAUCUACAACACAACAGAUGGCAUUGGAGGCUGCAUUGUUGCAAUCUGUAGUCGCAAUGGAACAAUAGAGAGAAAUAUCUUCCCAUGCCAAACAACCACAACCCCUGCUACCAGAACUUCUACUGUAUUUAAAUUUACUACCACUUCAUCAGCAACCACUACAGCAGUGUCUUCAACGCCAACAGUUUGCGUUCAAAAAGAAUGCCAUUGGUCACAAUGGUAUGAUGGGAAUCAACCUGGAUCUGGAAUUGAUGAUGGAGAUUUUGAGACUUUUGAUCAUCUAAGAGCUGAAGGUUAUGCAGUCUGCAAGGCUCCAGAGGCUGUUGAAUGCAGAGCAGAGAAGUUCCCCAAUACUACAUUGAAUGAACUAGGCCAAAAAGUAGAAUGCAGUGAAAGAGUGGGAUUACUGUGUUACAACAAGGACCAGCAUCCAAUGAACUGCCAUAAUUAUCAAAUCAAAAUCCUAUGUUGUAGCUUCGUACCAUGUUAUUCUACUGCAUCCACACCCAAAUUUACUACAGCAUCUCUAACUUCUACAAGCAUUACAACACCAACUUCCACACUGUCUACUAUGGUUCCGACCAGAAGUACACUUACAGCAACAACUGGCAUCUUAACAACAACCCCAGAGACCACUACUUCAUCCACUGGAACAACUGGCAGAUCUACAUCUCCUACAACAGAAAUAACAAGCCAAACUACUUGUAAAUCCACAUGCAGAUGGACUGACUGGUAUGAUGUGAAUUUUCCCACAUUGGAUAAUAACGGGGAUUUUGAAACAUAUGACGUCAUUAGGGCUGCAGGGAAAGGUAUAUGCCAGAAACCUGAAGAUAUAAAAUGCAGGGCAGAGAAAUUCCCUGAGAAAGCUAUAAAUGAAAUUGGUCAAACUGUUCAGUGCAACGUAUCAUUUGGUUUUGUCUGCAGAAAUGAAGAUCAGUCAGGAAUACUGCAAAUGUGUUAUAAUUAUCAAAUCAAAGUUUAUUGCUGUGAAACUGAUUGCUUGACUACUACUGCAGAAACUACAGCUUCAGGCACAACUGUUUCAGCAACUUCUUCUACUACUGAAUUUUCAACCACAAUUACUAUCCCCACAACUUCCACUACAACUCCAGAAACUACAACAUUCACAACCACUGCUUCUACUACAGAAUUUACAACCACGACUGCUAUCCCCACAACUUCCACUACAACUCCAGAAACUACAUUUACAACCUCUCCUACUACAGAAUUUACAACCACGACUGCUAUCCCCACAACUUCCACUACAACUCCAGAAACUACAUUCACAACCGCUGCUUCUACUACAGAAUUUACAACCAUGACUGCUAUCCCCACAACUUCCACUACAACUCCAGAAACUACAUUUACAACCUCUCCUACUACAGAAUUUACAACCAUGACUACUAUCCCCACAACUUCCACUACAACUCCAGAAACUACAACAUUAACAACCUCUCCUACUACAGAAUUUACAACCACGACUACUAUCCCCACAACUUCCACUACAACCCACUGCACUCAAGAAGUCUGUGAAUGGUCCCAAUGGUAUGAUGUCAGUUAUCCAGGAACUACAGUUGAUGAUGGAGAUUUUGACACAUUCAGCAAUAUAAGAGCCAAAGGAUACACUAUUUGUAAGGCACCAAGGAAUGUUGAAUGCAGAGCAGAGAGAUAUCCUGACACACCACUAAAUGAACUAGAGCAAAAGGUUACAUGCAGCAAAGCAGAAGGACUCAUAUGUUACAAUAAAGAUCAACUUCCACCAAUUUGCUAUAAUUAUGAGAUUAGAAUAGAAUGUUGCAAAGAAAUCAUAGUACCAUGCCCAACUACCACACAAAUAACAACUACAAAACCUGUAAUUUCAACCACAAAAAUGCCUACUACAACUGCCACAACCACAAAAGCAGCAACAACACAUUCAGAAACAACUAGGCUAGCAACAACUACAACAGCAAAAACUGUUGUUACAAUAUUAGGGACAACUCAAAAGCCAUCUACAGCACAGAUACAAUAUACACCAACACCUAAUACAACUAUAGUUACAAAAACAACAUCAGCUACAAGAACGUCACAUGUACUAAGCACAACAUUUAAAACUGCAGAAGUAAUUCCAACAACAACUGAAAUAACAAAAACUUCUGCAACUCAUCCUACAACCAUGCCCCUAACAACUACAAAACUGAUAACAAGUACUUCAGAGGUGACUUCAACUAGCACCACAACCAAAACAAGAGAAACAAGUCCUCCAAAGACUACCAAAAGAAUUACAACACGCGGUGACAUUGAAACAUACAAUAAUAUCCGAGCCGCAGGGGGCAAAAUCUGUGGGAAGCCCACCAAUAUCCAGUGCAGGGCUGAAAAUGAGCCUGGGCUGAGCAUAGACCAAGUGGGACAGGUGGUCGACUGUAAUGUCAACUUUGGGCUGGUGUGCAAGAACACAGAUCAAAUUGGGAAGGUGAAGAUGUGUUUGAAUUAUGAGAUACGGGUGUUGUGCUGUGAGGAGAAUCCAGAGUGCGUAACCACACCCAAGACACACACCACCACUGCCAAGCCCAGCACCACGACUCCCGUCACCACUGCAUCAGAAACUACAGCUUCAUCUAUAGUUACCCAAACAACAACCCCAGCUACUUUAGGAAGCAGCACAACCCCUUGCUUCUGCUUAAUUGGACAAACCAUUUACAAGCCUGGUGAAAUUAUUUACAACCGAACAGACAGCGAUGGUUGCUAUUUCUAUGCUAUUUGUGAUAGAACUUGUUCUGUUGAAAGAUUGAAAGGCCCAUGUAGAUCAACAACACCAAAACCAACUUCAACUCCAUCUGUUGUAAUUACAACUCCCACUACCACAGCUGUUGGCACUACUCCAGCACAUGGCUGUCCUGAAGCUAAUCCUCCACGAAAGGAAGGAGAGACAUGGACAACAGAUUGCAUGAAAAAAACCUGUGUGGGAAACAACACCAUUACUGUAAACAAAGUGCAGUGUGAACCUGUGCAGCCUCUUGUUUGUGAAAAUGGGUACCCCCCAAUAAAAGUGUAUAGUGAAGAUGGCUGUUGUUACCACUAUGAAUGUGAAUGUGUUUGUAGUGGCUGGGGUGAUCCUCACUAUAUCACUUUUGAUGGAACCUACUACACCUUCCUGGACAACUGCACUUAUGUGCUAGUGCAGCAGAUUAUACCUAAAUAUGACAACUUCAGAGUUCUUAUUGAUAAUUACUUUUGUGAUUCAGAAGAUAAACUUUCCUGUCCUCAAUCUAUUAUUAUUUACUACAAGUCUUCAAAAGUAGUGCUAACUCGCCAGCGCUUCAAUGGAGUGGAAGCUAACAAGAUCUACUUCAACGAUAAGGUUGUCAGUCCAGGUUUCCAGAAAGACGGCAUUUCUGUCUCCAUGACUGGCAUCAAUAUGGUGUUUGAGAUUGCUGAACUUAAGAUUGUCAUCACCUUCAGUGGAAUGAUCUUCUCAAUACAGCUUCCAUAUAGCAAAUUUGGCAACAAUACUGAAGGACAAUGUGGUACAUGCACAAACAACAAAAGAGAUGACUGCCGCUUGCCAAAUGGCAAGACAACUAGUUGUUCCCACAUGGCUCCAGCUUGGAGAGUUCCUGAUGACAAGAAAGACUACUGCUCAGGACCACCACCAACACUGUCACCAAUACCCACACCAAGUCCAGAACCAUGUCCAGUUCACCCUCUCUGCAAGACACUUACAAGCUACAUCUUCAAGGAGUGCCAUAAGAUCAUCUCUCCAGUGCCAUACUUCCAAGGGUGCGAGUUUGAUGCUUGUCACAUCAAAAAUAUUUCUAUGCAGUGUUCUGCUUUGGAGGCAUAUGCAUCUCUCUGUGCUUCUGCAGGCGUUUGUAUCGACUGGAGAGCAAAGAUCAACGGCACUUGCCCAUACAACUGUCCUGCAGACCAAGUAUAUGACCCAUGUGGUCCCCUCAACCCUCCCACAUGUGAUAAGAGGUCUUCUUACAGCAUGACCAAAAAGGUUUCUGUGCCAAAAUCCAGCCUGAGCCCUAACUAA
This is a messenger RNA of Varanus komodoensis (Komodo dragon), 8121 nucleotides long. It is a transcript of the gene MUC5AC, whose product is annotated as mucin 5AC, oligomeric mucus/gel-forming. Gene Ontology annotation, molecular function: protein binding. The coding region runs from base 1 to 8121 and encodes 2706 amino acids. Gene Ontology annotation, cellular component: extracellular matrix. Lineage: Eukaryota; Metazoa; Chordata; Lepidosauria; Squamata; Varanidae. The transcript is spliced from 42 exons. The record is from RefSeq and is a predicted model, not a curated record.